UUCAUCCUUGUUAAUCCAACCAAGCGUUCUUCAUGACAUGCUGAUACGUGAAAGUCAGUUCAGAUUAACAAUGCUACAAAACAUCAAAGAUUUAGUGAUGGAUGCAGAAGACAACAAAAAAACCAACCAAGCACUAAUGAGAAAUAUCAGUGAUGUCACUGCAAUAAUGCAGACUAUCACCGAAAAAGAUCGCUUAAUAGAGAAAGAAAAUGACCAACUAAGACUUGAUUUGAACAUCCUUAAAGAUGCGAUUAAUCACGAGGACAAAAAUCCACGGAAAAGCAUCCAUAACCUUGAUUUGACUACGAUACCUAUUCUGUUAACAGAAUGGGAAGCAGACUAUUUGGAAUUCAACUACAAAUUAAAGACUAUGAUUGAGGCAGACCGUAAAAUACAGGAGACAAGGAAUAAGCUUAAUGAUGAAAUAGUGACGGUAAGAUCAAAAAGGAAUAUGACAACGGAGACGCUCGAACGCCUAAUGGAGAUGGGGCUGUCACUUGCUAGAAAACAGACGUCAACCAUCCAAAACGCAAACCACGAACUUUCAUCCGAUAAUAUUGAAAUUAAAAAACAGUUGGCGAUGUUGAAUGACACCCUGCAAAAUGCUGUCAAUAAAGGAGACGUAGAUGUUUUUAGAAUUCAUUAUAACGAGCGUUUUCAGAUGUUUGAUGCAACUUUGAUGAACCUUUCACUAUCAAUAAAUGAAACAGUGGAAAAGGGUCUUGCAGAGAGAAGAAAUGGCCACGACGAACAAACAAAAGGUUUCAAAGGAAGCUGCAUGGAUAUUUUAAAAGGCGAUCCCCAAACAAAGGGAAAAAAUGGUGUGUAUCAAAUCCGUGUGAACUCUGAAGUGAAAUCUGUGUACUGUGACAUGAGUGUCAAAGGAGGGGGUUGGACGGCCAUUCAGCGGAGACAGGAUGGAUCUACAAAUUUUAACCGGACGUGGAAGGAAUACAAGCAGGGAUUUGGUGAUCCUUCGACUAACUAUUGGAUUGGAAAUGACGCUAUCCAUGCUUUGGCAGAGGAGAAACAGACACUCCGGGUUCACCUUCGAGGAUUCGAUGGUAGAAGUGCUUAUGCAGAUUAUUCGUCAUUCUUUUACGGGAAUGAGGCAGAGAAAUAUCAUUUACUUGUGUCGGGCUACUCGGGAAUAGCGGGGGACUACUUGACUGAAUUCAAUGCAGCGAAAUUUUCUACACGCGACCAAAACAAUGUCGGUUAUGACUGUGUCAAAAAAUUUCGGGAAGGUUGGUGGUUCAGGGGUUGUUAUGACUCGACUGUAAAUGGGGAAUACGCGGAUUCUGCCCUGGAUGAUUCUCGAUACAUGGGCUGGUUUCCAUGGAAACUACAUGUUGCGUUGAAAGGGUCAUUAAUGAUGAUCCGACCUAAAAGUUAGAAUGAACAUUUUGCGUUUUAAGAAUC
Molecule: messenger RNA, 1422 nt
Organism: Ostrea edulis (European flat oyster)
Lineage: Eukaryota; Metazoa; Mollusca; Bivalvia; Ostreida; Ostreidae
Product: angiopoietin-1-like
Exons: 5
Coding region: 38-1396 (452 amino acids)
Source: RefSeq, a predicted model, not a curated record